UGUCCAAGGCGCUGCUGGACCAGUGGCAGCAGACUUUGCUCCGGAAGUGGCCAGUAUGUUCGUUCGGAUGAGAUGUAUGAACAUGCUACCACAUGGUUCACCACAGCAUACACUCGCUACACGCGGCUGGACGUGCGACGCAGCAUAGGGGUCGCGUUGAAAUGAAGGUAUUCAGCCGCUGAAGUCAGCGGUUAGCGACACCAUAAAGACCGUCCCCAUAGGUGCUCUACUGCCAUCCCCGACUCUCAACUCAAAUCGUAUGUCCUCUAUGUCUUCGUCCUCAGCCCAGGAUAUAUCGGACUUGCAAAGCGGUAUAGUGAUGGGCUAUGUCAGCAUUGCCUGUGCAGUGUUCCCGAUCUACGAUUAUAUACUGACAACUGGCACCGAGGUCACUGUUUUCUGGUCGCAACCGCAGAAGACGUUUCGCGGGUCGUCUCUGCUACUGAUUCUGAUUCGCUUGACAACACUCGGCACGGCGAUAACCAAUGUGAUCAGCAUGUUCUUUGGUAGUGCGAACGUGGAGAUCUGCCGUGGGCUGUAUCUCAGUGCUGCAAUUGUUACCGAUCUCGGAAAUGCAUUAGAUGCAGUCCUCUCAACCAUCCGCGUAUUCGCACUCAGUGGCUUAAACGUCUGGUGGGCCUCUGUAGUAUUUGUGACCAGUAUGUUCAUCGUCACUAUCAAAUUUUACCUCAACGCCAAAACUCAAUACACAGUUCAGAAUAUUGAUGGAAUCGUGAUGUGCAACAUCUUUACGUACUCCGGGAGUGUGGCCGCAAACGGUAGGGCCUUGCAGUCAUUGGGUCACAGCCUCAUGCGCUGACUAGCCACUUCACGUACUUAGUGCAGCUAGCUGCUUUGAUUUG
Molecule: messenger RNA, 863 nt
Organism: Rhodofomes roseus
Lineage: Eukaryota; Fungi; Basidiomycota; Agaricomycetes; Polyporales; Fomitopsidaceae
Exons: 9
Coding region: 260-820 (186 amino acids)
Source: RefSeq, a predicted model, not a curated record